Messenger RNA from Bicyclus anynana (squinting bush brown), 3236 nucleotides. It is a transcript of the gene Su(dx), whose product is annotated as E3 ubiquitin-protein ligase Su(dx). The transcript is spliced from 14 exons. Bases 350 to 2965 code for a protein of 871 amino acids. Gene Ontology annotation, biological process: ubiquitin-dependent protein catabolic process. Gene Ontology annotation, molecular function: protein binding; ubiquitin protein ligase activity. Lineage: Eukaryota; Metazoa; Arthropoda; Insecta; Lepidoptera; Nymphalidae. The record is from RefSeq and is a predicted model, not a curated record.
UGAGUACCUACAUCCCGUACCUACUACCUACAAAAUGAAUAUUGUGGAUAAAUUGUGAUUAUUGCUAAAGGAAUUUAUUUAUAUAUAAAUAUUUUGUUACGUGUUUACCUUAAAAUUAUUCAGUGGGAAGUUAAAAGUUGUUAAAACAUUAAUCAGUAAUUUAAUUCGACCUUGAUAUUAGUUGUAGACUUGUAGAUGAAGUUGGUACAUCAGUGUGAUAAGGAAGAAUGAUAAUGACCUAAUUUGAGGAAUUUGUUUGGUUCGCCAUGACUACAAAUUGAUUGAAGAGUCUUAGUAAUGAUGUGGAGAAGUUCCUUCUAAAAUAACAUUAUGAAAUAAUCAUAUCACUAUGACAGAAAGCAUUUCAACACUUACUGCUCCAAUUUCACUAUGCACAUAUCAUCAGCUGAGUUUAACAGUUGAAUCAGCAAACAUUAGAAAUUCUGGAUUUCUCAAACCCAAUCCCUAUUUACAAGUUAUAAUAGAUGACAAAAUUUCAAGAAGAACAGAGGUCCUGAAAAACACAUUACAUCCAAAAUGGAAGGAAGACUUUACAGUGCUUGUCAAACCAUUGUCACAAAUAUUGCUUCGGCUGGCGGAUCAUCAUAGCUUCAGGAAAGACAAUAUUAUUGGAGAGAGAAGAGUUAACCUACUGGAAAUUCUUUUAUAUUUCAAUGGGAAAUGUGAAAAUAUUGAACUGAGUCUGGAUUUGAUGAAAACAGUGUCUUCAGAUAAUGCGCCUACAGCAAAUACGGAAGUCAAAGCUGCCGAGCUAAUACUAUUGCUUGAUGGUUUAAGAAUAGAUCCGGCCAUUUUAAGUCAAUCCCUUGAAGUGCUAGGAGAGUCUGCAACCUCACGUAGUACUCUUACUGAAGGUGUCAGAGCUCGAAUUAGAUUAAGAAACAAUGUAGAAACAUUGAGAUCCAUGGUGCAUUCCCGGUCUUUAAGACCACCACCGGGUCCGCCGCCGCUGAGCAACGGCGCAGCGGGCGCGGCCGAGAGCGGCGCGGGUCCGUCACGACAAGACGCGCCCGCUCCCGCGCCCUCCUCCGCCGCCGCUGCCGCUGCCGCCUCCGCGCUCGCGCCCGCCGCCGCGCCCGCCACUGAAGAGCCGCUGCCCCCUGGCUGGGAGAUGCGAUAUGACGUCUACGGCAGACGGUACUAUGUGGACCACAACACGCGGUCGACAUCGUGGGAGCGGCCGCAGCCGCUGCCGCCGGGCUGGGAGGUGCGGCGCGACGCGCGCGGUCGCGUGUACUACGUGGACCACAACACGCGCACCACCACCUGGCAGCGGCCCGACACCGAGCGCCUGGCGCGCUUCCAGCACUGGCGCGGCGAGCGGCGGCACGUGGUGGCGCAGGGCAACCAGCGCUUCCUGUACCCGCCGCCGCAGCCGCCGCACCCGCAGCCCGCCGCCGACCACGACCCGCCGCCCUCAGUGAACAGCAUUUCGAUGCCAGCCGCGGGCGCGUCGAGCAGCGCCAGUGCGAGCGCGAGCGGCGCGGCCACGACCGCGGCGAGCGCGGCGGGCGAGGAGGGCCUGGGCGCGCUGCCGGCCGGCUGGGAGCGCCGCGUGCAGCCCGACGGCCGCGUCUACUACGUCAACCACAAGAACCGCACCACGCAGUGGGAGGAUCCGCGCACACAGGGUCAAGAGAUAAGCGCGCUAGAAGAGGCGCUGCCGGCCGGCUGGGAGAGCCGCUUCACGGAGGAGGGCACGCGGUACUUCGUGGACCACAACACGCGCACCACCACGUUCCAGGACCCGCGGCCCGGCGCGCCGCAGGGCCCGCAGGGCGCGUACGGCGUGCCGCGCGCCUACGAGCGCUCCUUCCGCUGGAAGCUGAGCCAGUUCCGCUACCUGUGCCAGAGCAACGCGCUGCCCAGCCACAUCAAGAUCACGCUGGCGCGGCAGACGCUGUUCGAGGACUCCUACCACCAGAUUAUGAGGCUACCUGCAUACGAGCUCCGAAGGCGACUCUAUAUAAUAUUCCGCGGAGAAGAGGGUUUAGACUAUGGAGGGGUCAGUCGAGAAUGGUUCUUCCUACUCUCACAUGAAGUGCUCAACCCCAUGUAUUGCCUGUUUGAAUAUGCGAACAAAAACAACUACAGCCUCCAGAUUAAUCCAGCCAGUUACGUCAACCCGGAUCACCUCCUGUACUUCAAGUUCAUAGGCAGGUUUAUAGCGAUGGCCCUGUAUCACGGCAGAUUCAUUUACUCUGGCUUCACCAUGCCGUUCUAUAAAAGGAUGUUAAAUAAAAAAUUGACCAUGAAAGACAUUGAAUCCAUCGAUCCAGAAUUCUACAACUCCUUGGUAUGGAUCAAAGACAAUAAUAUAGAUGAGUGCGGUCUCGAAAUGUGGUUCAGUGUGGACUUUGAGGUGCUGGGGCAAGUCAUACACCACGAGCUGAAGCCGCAAGGUGAUAAGGAUCGCGUCACAGAGGCUAACAAGGAACAAUAUUUACAAUUGGUCACACAAUGGCGAAUGACACGAGGAAUUGAAGAACAAACCAACGCUUUUCUUGAUGGCUUUAAUGAGGUGGUGCCGUUGGAAUGGCUGAAGUACUUCGACGAGCGCGAGCUGGAGCUGAUGCUGUGCGGCAUGCAGGAGGUGGACGUGGAGGAUUGGCAGCGGAACACCAUCUACCGGCACUACACGCGGACCAGCAAGCAGGUCUCCUGGUUCUGGCAGUUUGUCCGACAAAUGGAUAACGAAAAGCGGGCCAGGCUGCUGCAGUUUGUGACGGGGACGUGUCGAGUGCCUGUUGGUGGUUUUGCAGAACUCAUGGGUUCAAAUGGACCACAACGUUUUUGUAUAGAAAAGGUCGGCAAGGACACGUGGCUGCCGCGCUCGCACACCUGCUUCAACCGUCUCGACCUACCGCCUUAUAAAAGUUACGAACAACUUUGUGAGAAAUUAAAUUACGCUAUCGAAGAAACCGAAGGUUUCGGUCAGGAGUAAAUAAAUUUGCUAAUAGCACUAGUAGAUUAAUGUAAAUUAUUAUUAUUAUCACAUGAUUUUUAACUGCACCGACACCCAUGAAUGAAUUACACAAUGGAGUUGGUGCCGUCGUAAAAAGACCAACCAAAUACUUGUAUGAAUAUUUUGUUUAAACAAUAAUUUUAUUAUGUAGAUAUCUUUUAGUGUAUUAUGCCAGUUAUAUAAGAUAUAUUUUGUUUGAACUAUAUUUAUAAAGUUCGUCUAUAAAGUUCAAUAAAAUUCUUUAAAAGCA